AUGACCGGAACGGACGUCGAGAAGAAGGGGUCUGGCUCACCUGCGCCGCCAGAGCUUCCCCGCCAGCUCAUCUUCGUCCUCGCUCUCUCGGCAGUGAGCGCCGUCACUCGACCUCCACCGGGUGCGACAUGGGACGGCGGGGCCGCGUGGCUCGACUCACUGCUCAAGAUCCUCGGACUCGACAAGGACUGCGUUCCGCCCGACGUUGAACCGGCCUAUGUGACUGCAGCUGCAAGAGAGCUGAACGAAUGGAGCGGCGCGGAGGAGCGAGCGCUCGCACAGACCUUAGUACACGCCUCGCUGGCUACAGGCAGCGACGAGAAGAAGCUAGCGUACACCGCUAGCGAGCGAGCGAUGGCGCACCGCGCGCUUACGCUGCUGGGACUCGAUGCGGCCGACUUGCUACCCCGUGCCGAAUUGGACGUCAGCGAGAAGCUCAUGACGGCACUCGACAAAGAACACAAGGGGGAGGUCGAGGAGGCGCGCGAUAAGCAGAAGCACGGAUGGGGCGGUGCUCUGGGCCGUGGGCUAGUGAUCGCGGGUGGUGUCCUGCUCGGUGUCACCGGCGGCCUCGCCGCACCAGCUAUUGCCGCCUUGCUGGCAGGCACGGGGAUGGGCGCAAUCCUCGGAGCUUCAAUCGCGCCGAUCGUGGUCGGUACUUUGUUCGGACUCUCAGGAGGAGGCUUGGCUGGUUGGCGUGUAGCCGAGCGCUGGCGCGGCGUCGAGGAAUUCGAGUUCAUCGAGGUCGGAGCGGGCACGAAACCGACACCCGGCGAGGUUGCGGACCUGCUCGAGCGGCAAGCAGCAGCAACACACGAGGCUGCCCAGAGCGAGGUGUUAUUCGAGUUAGACGACGAGCUGGAGGCCGAAAAGAAGGAGGCGGAUGCCAAGCAGAAGGUGGAGGAGACUCUGGAUGCGCGGGCAGCCAAGCUCAAGGAGAUGAGCCUCCAGGCUGGUCUGACGGAGGCGCAGCCAGAGAAGGAGGCGCCAGCGAAGGACGCAGACGUGCAGGAUAUUGCUGCCGCGAAGCCAACUCCUCCGAGCUUGACAGCAACUGUCAUCAUUCCAGGUCUUCUGACAGUCGGGCGGAGCGAGGCUCUGGACCAGAAGGUGGAGGAGACUCUGGAUGCGCGGGCAGCCAAGCUCAAGGAGAUGAGCCUCCAGGCUGGUCUGACGGAGGCGCAGCCAGAGAAGGAGGCGCCAGCGAAGGACGCAGACGUGCAGGAUAUUGCUGCCGCGAAGCCAACUCCUCCGAGCUUGACAGCAACUGUCAUCAUUCCAGGUCUUCUGACAGUCGGGCGGAGCGAGGCUCUGGGUGCGUGGCGUGCGGUUUGCUCCCCUCACACCACGGUCUCUCUUGACACGCAAUCUACGCAUUCCGGCACGACAGGCACCACUGGCACGUCCAAGUCCGAAUCAGCUGCCGGGCUGAAGGACGGCCGCGACGUGUUCCUCCUGCGUUACGAGACGGAGCAGAUGCUGUCCACUGGCCGCGACCUGGAAGCCUGGAUAACGUCCAAGCUUCAGACGCUUGCUGGUACCGAGAUCCUGAAGCGCACAGCACUCGGUGCUUACUACGCCGCCCUCGCCCUGCCAGUCACAGUCUGGAAGACGACCUCACUCGUGCUCGACAACUCGUGGAGCAACGCUCAGGACCGCGCUAUCAAGGCCGGCAGGCUGCUGGGCGAAGUGCUGGCGCAGCGAAUUGGUACCUCUGUCGGCGCGCUGACUGUCCUUCAUGCCCUCCUUUAUCUCUCGACGAUUGAGGGGCCUCCGCUCGUCGAGUCGGCAUUCCUCGUUUCUCUCCCAUCUGCUCCUAGCACCACCGAAUGGGCCAAAAUCCGCAGCGUAGUCACCCGCCGUGUCGUGAACGGCUACUCCGGGCAUGACUUUGUGCUGGCUUCGAUUGUGCGAAUGCACGAGGUCGUCUCCCGCGGCUUCACGGGGCAGAAUGGGGCUAGGGUCGCGGGCCUCGGACCUGUGGAGAAGAAGGGCAUAGAGGACAUCGAUCUGGGCGAUGUGCUCCAGGGCCACGGCGAGAUCAACGCCAAGGCGGCGGAGAUCGUGGACCUGCUCCGCAUCGACGACUAG
Molecule: messenger RNA, 2091 nt
Organism: Trichosporon asahii var. asahii CBS 2479
Lineage: Eukaryota; Fungi; Basidiomycota; Tremellomycetes; Trichosporonales; Trichosporonaceae
Exons: 4
Coding region: 1-2091 (696 amino acids)
Source: RefSeq, a predicted model, not a curated record